UGGUCUUUCUAUAAUUACGCUAAUGACGCACAGCUUCAUCACAUAAUAAUUAUUGACUCGCUUAUAAAUAGCACAUUACCUACUUUGCGUCCCAUACAUAGUUCGCUUUUUUUAUCACAUCUAUUGUGUCUGUACCAAUGGUAGAUAAAGGCGGUAAUGUAUUCAUCGAAAUAAUAGCAUGUUCCGUCGGAUCGGUUUUCCUAUAAAUCAAUAAAUCAUGCAGAAACUUUGUAUGCGAGCUGACAUACUUCUGCACGCGGCGUUGUAGUUACGUGUUUAGCUCAUUUCGUGCGAGCGAGCUUAUGCCUUUUGCUUACUCAUCGGUGCGCUAGCAUAUUUGAUCGGAGUUUAGAUUUAUUUAUACACUGUGAUCCUCUUCGCGGAGGAUCCGUGUGAAUGAGGCGGUAGAUCGAUCGUGAAUUAAACCGGGUAAUUCUCCUGUAGGAUCCGAAAGUGAAGUCCUUCGUGACAAUGGGUUCUCAGGACUCCUUAGAGGACAAAACCGUAACGAUCUGUUACGGCUCUGACUUUGUCAAUAUGAAUUUUAUCAAUUUCUGCACGACGCGUGCGGAAAUAGCACAACAUUGGGCAGAACAACUUUUCCAAAUGGCGUACAAUUUGAUUCAAUUAAACACCAGCACAACUAUGUUCUUACUAAAAGCACAUACCAAGCUUGCGCUUACCGUUGAUAAAUCUGAAAAGAUACCCGUGAAGAAUAUAAUAAAAAUGUUCGCACAAAACAAAGACGACCGCAAGCGCGUGGAGAAAGCGCUUGAUAUUUCUGGCUUUCCAUCCGGCAAAAGCGACGUCGUGCCGUUACAAAAGUUCCAAUUCGAGGACUUCUUUAACUUUUACAAGUCCCUCACUCAGAGGACAGACGUGGAGAAGGUUUUCGAGGGGCUCGUUGGCAAUAGCAAGCGCAGACUAAUGUCUGUCCCACAGUUUGUGGAAUUCUUGAACAAGAUGCAGAGAGACCCGCGUCUCAACGAGAUAUUGUAUCCGUACGCAAAUGAGGCAAGGGCAAAGGAUAUCAUAAAUCAGUACGAACCCAACAAGUGUAAUGCAAAUAAAGGCCAGCUCAGUUUCGACGGUUUUCUGAGGUAUCUCAUGAGUGAGGACAAUCCGAUUGUUGCAGUCUCGAAAUUUGAAUUGUCCGACGAUAUGGAUCAGCCGUUGCCGCACUACUUUAUAAAUUCUAGUCACAACACAUACUUAACAGGACAUCAACUCACCGGUAAAAGCUCCGUGGAGAUUUAUCGCCAGUGUCUCCUCGCUGGCUGCCGAUGUGUCGAGUUAGAUUUUUGGAACGGCAAGUUCGACGAGCCCGUUAUCGUUCACGGAUAUACAUUUGUACCUGAAAUCUGUGCCCGGGAUGUAAUAGAGGCGAUCGCCGAGAGCGCCUUCAAAACGUCUGACUAUCCGGUCAUUUUCAGCUUUGAAAAUCACUGCAAUCCAAGGCAGCAAGCCAAGAUCGCGCAGUACUGUAGAGAGCUUUUCGGCGAAAUGUUGCUUGACGCGCCACUCGAAUCGCACAAGUUAGAACCAGGUCAAGAGCUUCCACCGCCG
Molecule: messenger RNA, 1566 nt
Organism: Dinoponera quadriceps
Lineage: Eukaryota; Metazoa; Arthropoda; Insecta; Hymenoptera; Formicidae
Product: 1-phosphatidylinositol 4,5-bisphosphate phosphodiesterase classes I and II-like
Exons: 6
Biological process (GO): lipid metabolic process; phosphatidylinositol-mediated signaling
Molecular function (GO): phosphatidylinositol-4,5-bisphosphate phospholipase C activity
Source: RefSeq, a predicted model, not a curated record